CAGGUCUCUGUAUCUCCGUUUAAACCAGGAAGAAGCGCAUCCUGCACAUACAGUGUGAUUUGUAAUUGCUUCAAAUCAAACUUACCCGUUUAAAAUUACCCUUUCAAUAAAGGAAGAAGAUACGGGUCUUCAAAAUGGGGUCAACAAAUGGACAACCUGAUGAGACAGAUCAAUCUAUCAAAACAAGUCUACAACAUUUCUUUGCAAGACACAAGGUUCCGAUGUGUAUUGCUAUCACUCAUACUAAUAUGUUUUUUGAAGAGUUGAAAGAAAAUGGUAUCCUGUCUGAAGAUGACUUAUUGGAGUUGAAUACAAUACCUAAUGUCAAAAGAGUUGUAUACAAAUCGCUGUGCUUGAUAGAAAAGAAAACUCAGCCUAGCCGUUUCUUUGAUGUUCUUCUACAGAAACCCUUUCUGGUGAAAUAUCCAGAUUUGGCACCUAUUUCUCGAAAAUAUAAAGCAAAAAAGUAUGAAUGUGUGUAUACUACUUCUUCAAAAAGUGCAUCAUUGAGAAGAUUUUUUCAAGAGAAAAAAGUUGCAAUAUCUUAUGCUAUAAAAAAACGUUUCCCAUUUCUGAAUGGAUUGCAAGAUUUAGCUAUUCUGUCAGAAAGAGAAGCAUUGAAGCUGCAAACAGAUGAGAGGUCCGUUCAUCAAGUGAUCUAUGAAAGCUUGUGCUGGAUAGAAAAGAAGAACGUGCAGAUUGAAAUCAUACUUGAUUAUAUAUUUCUAGAUUGUUUCCUUAAAAUAUUUCCUGAAUUAAUGAGCAUUUCGCACGAAUACGGAUCAGAAGAUGUUGAAUGUGUGGCUCCCAUAAGUGCAAACAAUGACAUAUUGAAAAGGAUGUUUAAACAACAAAAGGUUGCAAUUUGUCUUGCAAUAACAAAAAGAUUUCCAUUUUUGCAUGGGUUGCAAGAUGUAGGUUUACUGUCUGAACUUGAAUUACUGAAGCUGCAAGCAGAUGAGAGAUCCACCCAACAUGUGGUGUAUGAAAGUCUGUGCUGGAUCGAGGAGAAGGAGAAAGAAAGCUUUAAAGUCUUCUUUGUUUACAUAUUUCAGAAAUGCUUCUUGAACUUCUACUGCAAACUAAAUAUCAUCUCACAACAAAUCAAGACGCAAGCUGACCCUGUAAAUAUAUGUCCAAUCAGUACUGAAGAACUAAAGUUAAUUUUGAAGAGAGAGAAAACUCACAUUUCAGAUGCUAUAAAUCUAUUAUUUCCAUUCAUGAAUGGCCUGCAAGACAGAGGUAUUCUAUCUGAACUGGAAUUAUUGAAUAUUCAAGCUGAGGAAUGGACUGUUAUGAAAGUUGUGCAUAAAACUCUGUGCUUGAUUGAAGCAGAGAGGACACACCUGUUACAAGAUUUCUUUGCCUACCUGUCUCAAGACAUGUACCUAGAAAUGUUUCCCAAACUUAAAGAAAUUUUAGAAAGAAUCUUGCAAAAUGAUACCACUGCACAGAGGUUGGGAAAUAGAAUCAGUAAGGAGCCAGAUAUCAAUGAGUCAGGAGUAAAAGGUGUACUACCAGGAAUAGACCAAGGUCAGGAUUACAGAGAGGAAUCCCCUACGACUUCAGAUAUCGAAGAAUCAGAAAAUGUUAGAAAUGAGAAGGCCCAUUCAACUUCAAAUCUAGGUAGUGUAGGUACCUCUGAAAAGCAAAUGUUUGAUAAACAGAGGCUGGCAAAGAAAAGACGUAAACCGUCAUGUAUUGAUGAAUCAGAAGUUAUUAGAAAAGUGAAUGCCCAUUCAACUACAAAUCUAGCACCAGUUAAAACCCCCCGUUACAUUAAUGCUAUCUCUAAACGUAUACCAAGGCAGGCCUAUAAUGAACAAUUCUCUGUGAAAUGUGGCACCACAAUGGGAACAUUCUUCAAAAAUAAAUGGAAUGGAGGUAGUGCAGGUACCUCUGAAAAGCAAAUGUUUGAUAAACAGAGGCUGGCAAAGAAAAGACGUAAACCUUCAUGUAUUGAUGAAUCAGAAGUUAUUCGAAAAGUGAAUGCCCAUUCAACUACAAAUCUAGGUAGUGCAGGUACCUCUGAAAAACAAAUGUUUGAUAAACAGAGGCUGGCAAAGAAAAGACGUAAACCGUCAUGUAUUGAUGAAUCAGAAGUUAUUAGAAAUGAGAAUGCCCAUUCAACUACAAAUCUAGGUAGUGCAGGUACCUCUGAAAAGCAAAUGUUUGAUAAACAGAGGCUGGCAAAGAAAAGACGUAAACCUUUAUGUAUUGAUGAAUCAGAAGUUAUUAGAAAAGAGAAUGCCCAUUCAACUACAAAUCAAGCACAAGUUAAAACCCCCCGUUACAUUAAUGCUAUCUCUAAACGUAUACCAAGGCAGGCCUAUAAUGAACAAUUCUCUGUGAAAUGUGGCACCACAAUGGGAACAUUCUUCAAAAAUAAAUGGAAUGGAGGUAGUGCAGGUACCUCUGAAAAGCAAAUGUUUGAUAAACAGAGGCUGGCAAAGAAAAGACGUAAACCUUCAUGUAUUGAUGAAUCAGAAGUUAUUCGAAAAGUGAAUGCCCAUUCAACUACAAAUCUAGGUAGUGCAGGUACCUCUGAAAAGCGAAUGUUUGAUAAACAGAGGCUGACAAAGAAAAGACGUAAACCUUCAUGUAUUGAUGAAUCAGAAGUUAUUAGAAAACAGACUGCCCAUUCAACUACAAAUCUAGCACAAGUUAAAACCCCCCGUGACAUUAAUGCUAUCUCUAAACGUAUACCAAGGCAGGCCUAUAAUGAACAAUUCUCUGUGAAAUGUGGCACCACAAUGGGAACAUUCUUCAAAAAUAAAUGGAAUGGAGCACAAGUGGAAAACCCCAGUGACAUUGAUGCUAUCUCAGAACGUAUACCAAGGCAGGCCAAUAAUGAAGAAUUCUCUGUGAAAUGUGGCACCACAAUGGGAACAUUCUUCAAAAAUAAAUGGAAUGGAGGAUCAUCAACCGAUGAGUGUAUCGAGUCCAACGGAACAUUCUAUACGGUCAUUGGAUUUGAAUCUCAUGGAGGAAGGGAGUCCUGGAAAUGCUGGAAAAGAAGCAUUACAUGUGAAGGUGUUAAACUAGAAGUCUUAGUACAGAAUGGGAUCUUGCAGGCUUUAUAG
This is a messenger RNA of Pelobates fuscus (common spadefoot toad), 3083 nucleotides long. RefSeq lists its product as uncharacterized. Gene Ontology annotation, molecular function: DNA-binding transcription factor activity, RNA polymerase II-specific; DNA binding. The record is from RefSeq and is a predicted model, not a curated record. The transcript has 24 exons. Gene Ontology annotation, cellular component: nucleus. Gene Ontology annotation, biological process: regulation of transcription by RNA polymerase II. NCBI's taxonomy places the organism in Eukaryota, Metazoa, Chordata, Amphibia, Anura, Pelobatidae. Bases 135 to 3083 code for a protein of 982 amino acids.